Messenger RNA from Vicia villosa (hairy vetch), 552 nucleotides. RefSeq lists its product as uncharacterized. The record is from RefSeq and is a predicted model, not a curated record. The transcript is spliced from 3 exons. Bases 98 to 364 code for a protein of 88 amino acids. NCBI's taxonomy places the organism in Eukaryota, Viridiplantae, Streptophyta, Magnoliopsida, Fabales, Fabaceae.
AGCUACAGUGUUUUCAAAUGUAUCAGAUUUUCAUCCAAAUCGAAACAUAAAAAUCAAAACCCUAAACCCUAACUUUUUCAAUCAGAAGCAAAGAACAAUGACGCAGAAAUCGAAACUUUUCAAGGGGCAAAGUAAGAAGAAAUCGAUUCCUGCUAAUCGUCAUGGCAAAGUUCCUCAGACUCGCAAGGGGAAGAGAUUCAUAAAGCCAUCUAAGGUUACAAAGGACAUGGAUGCUGAUCGUGAGGUGAGCAAAUUCAUUAACCAUUGCAAUGAGAUUAAAGCAGCGACUGGAGCUACUAAGGAUGGUGGUUAUCUAAGCAUAGUUAAGACGGCACCGGCGUCUGCAAGCGGGGCAGAUAAAUAGUUUGAUAUGCAGGAUACUCGUGAUACCUGAUUAUAUUAUAUCUUAUGAUACACUUGUGUAUUUGUAAAAGCAAUUUUGAUAAUCCCCUCUUUCCUUACCUCACCACCUAGUAUUUUGUAGUGUAUGUAUUGCUUUGAGUUGCUUCUUUUUUCUUCUUUCUAAUGGAUACAUGGGGUUUUCGUUUAGAA